CUUCCAAUUUACAGUUCAGGGCGGCAAGCAUGGCCUUCAAGCUUACCAUGGCCGAUGCCCUUCUCCCUUCCCUCCCGCCCGUUUUAUCCUCUUCCGAGCCCUGGCUUCCUCAACUCAUCCCUCUUCUCUGCUCGUCUAAGCCCCUCCGCCUCUCCUCUUCCCUUUCCUCGUCGUCGAUUUCUCUCAGCAAGAAGCCCCCUUUUCUUCCCCUCGUGACCCGGACCUCACGCUGGGAUUUCCAGAAGGGGCUCGACUUGGGAGUCACACCUGUGCUCGAGGAAUUAGCCGGAGAAGAAGAGGAGCAGACCGAGAAGCCUGGGACAAUCGCCCAGGGUUUGGACGGGUUUGUAGAGAAACCAAAGGAGGAGGAUCCUUACGCUACUCCACCGGACAAGAUCAAGCUCUACGUCGGUAACCUCCCCUACAAUGUGGACAGCCAGAAGCUCUCCCAGCUCUUCGAGAAGGCUGGCGCCGUUGAGGUCGCCGAGUGUCUUGCAACAAGACCUCCAUGGGAAGGCCAGCAGCAACGCUUUUCACCUUGAUCAGUAGAGCAUUAUUCUAGUCUGGAUUUCAGUACGGCAAAGAGGGCAUGACUGAAGACUUGGGCCACAGGUGGAACAUGUCUGCAUGAAAUCAAAUUAAGCAAGAAUAAGAAUUAGAGGGGCGCAGUAUUGAUAAUUUAGUGUGUAAAUUGCAUGAGUGCUGCUACAAGUGUUUACCUGGUGCCCACAGCCGAAGACCAUGUCUUUUGGAUUAGACAAACAAAUUGGACAAAUCGGGAAGAAGAAAAAGUGUAAUGUAUAUGAUAAGGUACAUAAUGGUAGGGUCUGGUCAAGGGGAUGUGGUAGUCAGAAGUCAAGGAACGUGGUAGUCGGAAGUCAAGGAGGUGGGACAGCAGGGGGACCACUCGGGCCCGUCUCGGGUCUGAAGGCAGAAAGAAAUCUCCCGAUCAGGAAACCAGGAUCGUGGCAAGAAGAGCGGUCAGGAAUCAUAAAAGCCGACAGAAGGGGUCCGACCAGUCUGUUCAUCAGCAUUCAACAGACUGACCAUCCCUCUCGGUGGGGUUGGAACCAUAAAAGCCGACAGAAGGGGCCCGACCAGUCUGUUCAUCAGCACUCAACAGACCAACCAGGGUUGCUUCAAUCAUACCCGAAUAGGAUAGAAGGCACUACGCGACAAUAGGUUAGAGAAUUGUAACUACCUAUCAGAGAAUAUUUGUUGUAUGUAAGGGAAUAUUCCAGUGGUUGGGAUCAUCUGCUAGUAGAACCUUCCUCCAGUCUAUAGGAGAAAGUCACGUGUCCUCCAUCACUCAACAAUUCCUAACACCCGACAUCCUCUGACAGGGGUCAGUCUCCAGAAGGUACGUAUUGCCAUAUAAAAAAGGGCGUCCUCUCCCUUGCGCAGGUACGCUCACUCACACACUUGCCUACUUUUCUUCUUUCUUCGUACAUUAUUUUUCUGGGAAAAAAGUACUUGACUUGAGCAUCGGAGGACCUGCUCCAGGGACUUUUUCCCUAGUUCUUGGUCUCUAACAUUCCGUGUGCUUAUCUGAGUGUGUGCAGAGGUCUGAUACCACCAGCGCAGGCUUAGCAGUUUUUCCAGGCCACGUGGGGGUAUGUUCUCUGAAGUCCGUGUGACCACAACGUCAUAGUUUCCUCCCCGUCAAUACUAACGACACUUCAUCCAAUCUUCGUCUGACUCAGACUCCAGACAGGAUCAGUAUAUAUGUGAAGAAAUUUAUCAAAAGCUGCUUGUUCAUGGCAGAUACGCGCCAAAGAAGAACAUAAAUUAUUACAAAUCAAUUCCAUGAGGAAAAUCCAGAAGCUAGA
Zingiber officinale is the source of this 1829-nucleotide messenger RNA. Its product is annotated as 31 kDa ribonucleoprotein, chloroplastic-like. Gene Ontology annotation, cellular component: cytosol. The record is from RefSeq and is a predicted model, not a curated record. Gene Ontology annotation, molecular function: mRNA binding. Lineage: Eukaryota; Viridiplantae; Streptophyta; Magnoliopsida; Zingiberales; Zingiberaceae. The transcript is spliced from 2 exons. The coding region runs from base 30 to 542 and encodes 170 amino acids.